Sinocyclocheilus anshuiensis is the source of this 4422-nucleotide messenger RNA. RefSeq names its product NACHT, LRR and PYD domains-containing protein 12-like. NCBI's taxonomy places the organism in Eukaryota, Metazoa, Chordata, Actinopteri, Cypriniformes, Cyprinidae. The transcript is spliced from 18 exons. The coding region runs from base 76 to 4053 and encodes 1325 amino acids. The record is from RefSeq and is a predicted model, not a curated record. Gene Ontology annotation, molecular function: protein binding.
UUCAAAGGUGACAGCACUUCUGAAGACAGUUACAGGCAGAAGAGAUCAGAAUCAGCAGUGCCCAGCUGUGUGUCCAUGAGAAGUGACACAGCAAACCAUCUGCCAUCGUCUGUUAAAUGUACCCGCAAUUAUAAACACAGGUUAAUAAGGCAGGAAAGAACGGACCUAAGCAGUGCUGUGUCCAUAAAUGAGUAUGAUUCCCAGGAAUCUAUAUAUACACAGUGCAGAAUUCAACUCCAAAUGAAACUGACGAAAAAAUUUCAGUUUUUACAUGAAGGAACCGAACAACAAGGAAGACCAACACUCCUAAAUGAGAUCUAUACUGAGCUCUACAUCACAGAUGCUAAAGAGAUCAUUGAAGAAUGUGAGAUCAGACAGAUUGAAACAGCAGCUAUGAAAGCAGUGACAGAGGAUAGACCAAUCAACUGCAAUGAUAUUUUCACACGGUUACCUGGACAAAACCAGCCCAUUAGAACUGUGCUGACUAAAGGAUUCGCUGGCAUUGGAAAAACAGUCUCUGUUCAGAAGUUCAUUCUGGACUGGGCCGAAAGGAAAGCAAAUCUGGACAUCCACUUCAUAUUUCCACUUCCUUUCAGAGAGCUCAAUUUGAUAAAUGACAAAAAGCUCAGUCUUUUAGAUCUUCUCCAAGUUUUUUUCCCUGAAACUAAGGAAAUGGACAUUUUCAGUGAUAAAUAUAAAGUGUUGUUCAUCUUUGAUGGUCUAGACGAGUGCCGUUUUCCCUUAAAUUUUCCCAGCAAUGAGAUUCUACAGAACGCAACCAAAGAGACAUCAGUAGACGUGCUGCUGACAAACCUGAUUGCGGGGAAUCUGCUUCCCUCUGCUCUCAUCUGGAUCACCUCCAGACCAGCAGCAGCUGAUCUCAUUCCCUCCAAGUGUGUCCAUCGAAUGACAGAGGUACGAGGCUUCAAUGACCCUCAGAAGGUGCAAUACUUUAGAAAGAGAAUCAGUGAUCAGAGUCUGGCCGACAGAAUCAUCUCACACCUGAAGUCAUCAAGGAGCCUCUACAUCAUGUGUCACAUCCCAGUGUUCUGCUGGAUCUCAGCCACUGUUCUAGAGAAGAUGUUGAGUCAAGCAGAGAGUGGAGAGAUUCCCAAGACUCUCACUCAAAUGUACACACACUUCCUGAUCAUUCAGACCAACAUCAAACAUGAGAAGGACUAUGAGAAGAACGUGACGGAUGAAGACAUGAUCCUCAAACUGGGGAAAGUGGCUUUUCAGCAGCUUGUGAAAGGCAAUGUGAUCUUCUAUGAGGAAGACCUGAGAGAGUGUGGCAUUGAUGUGACAGAAGCAUCAGUGUACUCAGGAUUGUGCACUCAGAUCUUCAGAGAGGAGUUUGGGCUGCAUUUGGGGAAAAUCUACUGCUUUGUUCACCUCAGCAUUCAGGAACAUCUGGCUGCUAUGUAUGUGCAUCACACCUUCACAACACAGAAAAUUAAUAAAAUUAAUGUGUUACACCAACUAACUGAACCAUCUCAAGAAGCAACAUAUACACAGAUUCCAAUAUUUGACCUGCAUCAGAAAGCUGUUGAUGAGACCUUACAAAAUAAAAAUAGCCACCUGGGCCUUUUUCUUCGCUUCCUUCUGGGCUUCUCACUUUAUUCCAAUCAGACUCUUUUAAAAGUUCUUCUGUCACAGACAGAAACCAGGUACCACAAUUUAGAGAAAACAGUCAAAUACAUCAAGAAGAAGAUAGAGGAACAUCCCACUCCAGAGAAAUUCAUCAGUCUGUUCCACUGCCUUAAUGAUCUGGGUGACAGUUCACUAGUGGAACAAAUUCAGCGUUAUCUCAAUCAAAGAGCUCUUACCACAGCCAAAUUAACCCCUUUACAGUGGUCAGCUGUCGUGUUUGCUCUUCUGACUUCAGAGAACUUGGAUGUGUUUGAAUUGAAGGCAUAUGCCUGGAAAACCAACUGUGCACAAAUGGUGCGAGUUCUUUGGCAUCUUGUGCCUGUGGUUAAAGCAUCCAGAUCAGUUCGGAUGAAUGGUUGUGGUGUCACAGAUGAAGGUUGUGCUGCUCUGGCUUCAGCUCUCAUAUCAAACCCCUCACACCUGAGAGAACUGGAUUUGUCAUUUAAUAAACUAGGAGGCAGAGGAGUACAGUGUCUGUCUGAUGGACUAAAGAAUGCUCUUUGUAAAGUAGAGAAACUGAAGCUGCAUGAUUGUGGAAUCACAGAUGAAGGUUGUGCUGCUCUGGCUUCAGCUCUCAGAUCAAACCCCUCACACCUGAGAGAACUUGAUCUGUCUCAUAAUAAUAUAGGAGAUUCAGGAAGAAGGCUGUUCUCUCUUGCUCUAGACAAUCCUCACUGUAAACUGGAAUUACUUAGGCUGAUAGACUGUGGUCUCACAGAUGAAGAUUGUGCUGAUCUUGCUUUAGCUCUGAGUUCAGACAACUCAUGUUUGAGAGAGCUGAAUUUAUCAGAAAAUAAAUUUGGAGACUCUGGAAUUAAACACCUCUGUUCUAAAAUUAAGAAUCCUCACUCCAAACUGGAAGCACUUUGGUUGAUUGGUUGUGGUGUAACAAAUGAAGGCUGUGCUGCUCUGGCUUCAGCUCUGGCAUCAAACACCUCACACCUGAGAGAACUGGACCUGUCACAGAAUAGCCUAAAUGAUUUAGAAAUGAUAAUGCUCUCUGCUGGACUGAAGAAUCCUUCAUGCAAACUGGAGAAAUUAAAAUUGGUGAGCUGUAGUUGCACAGAUGAAGGCUGUGCUGCUCUGGUAUCAGCUCUGAGAUCAAACCCCUCACAUCUGAGAGAACUGGAUCUGUCAAAGAAUAACCUAAGUUACUUAGAUAUGAUGCUGCUCUCUGCUGCAAUGGAAAAUCCUUACUGGAAACUGGAAACAUUGAAAUUAAAAGAUUGUGGUAUCACAGAGGAAGGUUGUGCAGCUCUUGCCUCAGCUCUGAGAUCAAACCCCUCACACCUGAUAGAGCUGGAUCUGUCUGGAAAUAAAGUAGGAGACUUUGGAGUACAGAUGCUCUCUGCUGCACUGGAGAUCCCUUACUGUAAACUUGGAACACUUGAGUUGGUGAGUUGUGAUAUUACAGAUAACGGCUGUGUUGCACUAGUAUCAGCUCUGAGAUCAAACCCCUCGCACUUUAGAAACCUGGAUCUGUCUGGGAAUAAACUUGGAAAUUUAGGAAUAAAGCUACUCUCCGAUGCACUGGAGAAUCCUUACUGUAAACUGGAGACACUGAAAUUGAAUGACUGUGAUCUCACAGAUGAAGAUUGUGUUUCACUGGCCUAUCCUCUGAUAUUAAACUUCUCAAAUUUGAGAGAGCUGGAUCUGUCUGAAAAUAAACUAGGAGAUUCUGGAGUCAAGCUUCUUUUUGCUGGACCAGAGAGUCAUCUAUCUAAACUUGCAACAUUUAAGUUGGUGAAUUGUGGUGUCACAGAUGAAGGUUAUGCUGCUCUGGCUUCAGCUCUGACAUCAGACCCCUCACACCUGAGAGAACUGGAUCUGUCUGGGAAUAAAGUAGAAGAUUCAGGAGUACAGAUGCUCUCUAGUGGACUGGAGAAUUAUUACUGCCAACUGGAAACACUGAGGCUGAUGAGUUGUGGUAUCACAGAUGAAGGUUGUGCAGCUCUUUCUUCAGCUUUGACAUCAAACCCCACACACCUGAGACGGCUGGAUCUGUCUAAAAAUAAACUAUCAGACUCAGGAAUGAACCUGCUCUCUACUGGACUGAGCAAUCCUCAUUGUAAACUGGAGAUGCUUGGGCUGCAUGAUUGUGAUGUCACAGGUGAAGGUUGUGCUGCUCUGGCUUCAGCUCUCAGAUCAAACCCCUCAUAUCUUAGAGAACUGGAUCUGUCUGAUAAUAAACUAGGAGAUUUAGGAGUGAAGCUUCUAAAUACUGGACUGGAUGACUGUAAACUGGAGAUACUUAAGUUGAAACAUUGUGGUUUCACAUAUGAAGGAUGUGCUGCUCUGGCUGCUCUUCUUGGAUCAGAUCAAUCAUAUCUGAAAUAUGUGGAUCUGUCUGUUAAUAUACUUGAGGAUCUAGGAGUGCAGCUGCUUUCUGCUGUGUUUUACUAAGCAUUUUUAUGUAAAGUGGAAAUAUUCAGAAGAAAUGAUGAUUGGACCAUAGAAACUGCAGUGUCUCUCAUUUUGCUGCUUUUCAAAUUUAGUCAUAUAGUGUUUUGAUGCCCCUACUGAAGUCACGUGGAAGAGUGACUGUUCAGAGGACACAAUGGACUAAAUGUAAAUCACGUACCAGCAAAGGGCAACAUACAUUUCAUAAAAACAAACACUUAUAGUGAUUUGAGAAUCAUCUGAGCAGUUAUCCAUCUUUACCAGUGGUGAAGCCGUAAAUCUGCAAAUGAGUGGACCUGGCUAAAAUAGUUUGGACCUCUAUUCUGUGUACAGCUAUAUGUCAUCAACAUCUCUAAAAGCUUGGCCUUUAAA